CUGCUAGGUGUUUUCUACAGUUUGCAGUAGGUUAAGCACCGAGCAUUCGCCUUAGGGAAAUAGACGUUUUAUCACUUAUUUUUUGUAUAAAGGUAUGUUAUAAUCUUUGCUGUUGUUUUGUAGUAGUGUUGUUGCUAAAAUAAACUGUUCAGUUAAUUGAUGAGUCAAUCUGACAGAAAUUAAUUGUCUACUAUGUUGAUCAUCGAUAAAUCAUUUGAAUAAUUUUUCAAGCAAAGAUUAUUUGGUUCCAUAUUCUUAAAUGUAAGCAUUUUUCUUUUUUGUAUAUGAUGGUAAAUUGCAGAUAUUUACAUUUUGAACUGUUUUAUACCGCCUAUGGUUUUAAUAUGUCACCUUGGGUUCAGAGAAAUUGUAAUCACUAUUCUCUAACAUUUUAUAGACAAAAAGAUUCAUUGAUUAAUCGGGGAAAUAGUUAACAGAUGAAUUGAUUUGAAUUGAUAAUGAAUUAUUUAUUAAUACCAGUCCUAUCCUUUAUUAAAAGGUCCUAAAUUCACAUACAAUUCAACAUAUGACAAAUUUCAACUUAAAAAAAAUAAUUAUAGUGAGUAUUCGUAGGCAGUAUAACAAAUCAGUGCACUCAAUGCAGAACCACAUUGGAGAUGCUUUUUGUUUUAUUUAAUCUCGAAAUCUGCAAGAAUGUUUCAUUCUUCUUUGCAUCAUCCAUGUCUUAAACAUCCUAAAAUUAAGAUCCUCAGAGUUCCACAGACAACCGGUUACUGCAAUGGAAAAGUUUGUGAAUAAAAGGUCCAAUCUUAAUGAUGCAAAAAGUCCACGGAAGAAGAUCAAACUAGAGAGUGAUGAGAGGAUCGAGGAGGAGGAGGAGGGAGGGGGGUGAGUUCUCUCAUCCUGUUCCCUGGCAGAAAAUAGAGGCAGAGGGACUAGAUUGUGAUUAUGCUCUGCUGUUCUCCAAAGAAGAAGCACACCACCUUUUUAAACAGCUGGAGGAGGAAGUGGUGUACUCAACAGGAGAAGAAGCAAAGGUCCGGUUGUUUGGAAAGGUGCACAACAUACCCAGAAAGCAGGCUACAUAUGGAGAUGCAGGUCUCACCUACACCUACUCUGGGGUGACACGUUUAGCCUGCCCCUGGACUCCAACCUUGGAAUAUAUUCGGGAUGCGGUCACAAAAACAACUGGACAAACAUUUAACUUUGUUCUGGUCAACAGGUACAAAGAUGGGCGGGAUCACAUGGGUGAGCAUCGUGAUGAUGAGAAGGAGCUGGACCCCCUCUGUCCCAUCGCCUCUGUCUCUCUGGGAGCGCCACGAGACUUCAUCUUCCGGCACAGAGAUGCUCGGGGAAAACAGAGCCACCGACAGAUCAAACCUGUGAAGGUGGAGCUUGUUAAUGGAAGCCUGCUCCUCAUGAACUCACCGACCAACACUUUUUGGUACCACAGCCUGCCUGUUCGCAAAAACAUCUCCUCGCCUCGUAUCAACCUCACCUUUAGACGCAUCCUACUGGGAAGAAAGAAAUGAGCAAGCGUGGAUUAUCACCUGGGCCGAUGGGGCCAGUGUCCAAGAAGCCUCUGACUAAGGGUCCCCAAGUCUAGUCAAUUCUGUCCUUGGACACGUGGACAAAUAUCACAAAUCUAAAACUUGUUUGUUGAUGUUGCAGCAGAAUAACUAAAUGACAGCACAAGGUGAAAUAGGUGAGGACUGUCUAGUGGGAUUCUGGAAUGGAAGGAGCACAUUUUACAGUAAUCAGUGGUUUAAAAAUGAUAUGUUUAAAAUGACACUUCUGACUGACUCAAGCUCAAACUACCGCUUCGGCCACUUUCAGUAAAUUUCAUCAGGUUAAGUUUAGUAAAGCAGCUGGCAAGGUUCCUGAAGAAAGGAAUAAAAUCAACAAUUCUCUUCAACUCCUGAGUGCAGACCAUGAAGGCUACAUUUAGCAUCUUGUGUUCCACUCAAAGGCACUCGUGUACUUUGACAGAGCAAUGGGGCACUGUACGCUGAUUGCAAAUCCACUUAAGCACACAUUUGUAAAUUGAAAGUAUUAUGGUCAAUGGCCUAUGUGUUUGGCCAGAAUGUAGACUGAUAUUUGUCAGACUCAGCUUUGGUUUAACCCUCAUGUUGACCCGUUUUCCUAUAUCAAUGUUCUUUUCACUACCUAAUUGUAAUUCCCCAAAAUAACUUGAUUGAUUCCACACAACGCUCUUUGGCAAGUACACAUCUCUUUUUCAUUAAUUUUGGGGUUGCCUUAUUCAAUUUUAUAGCAUUUGAAAAAAAAAAUUGAAGUGGCUUCCA
Etheostoma spectabile (orangethroat darter) is the source of this 2264-nucleotide messenger RNA. RefSeq names its product alkB homolog 2, alpha-ketoglutarate dependent dioxygenase (gene alkbh2). The transcript has 4 exons. The coding region runs from base 816 to 1493 and encodes 225 amino acids. Gene Ontology annotation, molecular function: broad specificity oxidative DNA demethylase activity; cytosine C-5 DNA demethylase activity; ferrous iron binding. Gene Ontology annotation, biological process: DNA alkylation repair. NCBI's taxonomy places the organism in Eukaryota, Metazoa, Chordata, Actinopteri, Perciformes, Percidae. The record is from RefSeq and is a predicted model, not a curated record.